This is a messenger RNA of Penicillium paradoxum, 1197 nucleotides long. RefSeq names its product GPI-anchored transamidase. The transcript has a single exon. Gene Ontology annotation, biological process: proteolysis; attachment of GPI anchor to protein; protein localization to cell surface. NCBI's taxonomy places the organism in Eukaryota, Fungi, Ascomycota, Eurotiomycetes, Eurotiales, Aspergillaceae. Gene Ontology annotation, molecular function: GPI-anchor transamidase activity. The record is from RefSeq and is a predicted model, not a curated record. Gene Ontology annotation, cellular component: GPI-anchor transamidase complex. The coding region runs from base 1 to 1197 and encodes 398 amino acids.
AUGGCCUUGCUUUUCCGCUUUCUACAGGCGUUCGCCUUGCUGCUUCUGACCAGCAUAGUCGCCGCUGAACACACCUCCAAUUGGGCAGUCCUUGUCUCUACCUCUCGCUUCUGGUUCAACUACCGCCACCUUGCCAAUGUGCUCUCAUUAUACCGAACCGUCAAACGUCUGGGCAUCCCCGACUCCCAAAUUAUCCUCAUGCUCCCCGAUGAUAUGGCCUGCAAUCCCCGAAAUGCCUUCCCCGGCACUGUCUACAGUAACGCAGAUCGCGCGGUCGACCUCUACGGCGACAACAUCGAGGUGGACUACAGGGGCUAUGAAGUGACUGUGGAGAACUUCAUCCGACUGUUGACCGAUCGACUCGAUGAAGACGUACCGCGCAGCAAGCGCUUGGGCUCCGAUGCUGGUAGCAAUGUGCUGGUUUACAUGACCGGACAUGGAGGCGACCAAUUCCUGAAGUUUCAAGACGCCGAAGAGAUCGGCGCGUGGGAUCUUGCGGACGCCUUUGGACAGAUGUGGGAGAAGAAGCGAUACCAUGAGCUGCUUUUCAUGAUUGAUACUUGCCAAGCCAACACAAUGUACACCCAUUUCUACUCACCUAAUAUCGUGGCGACCGGCUCCAGCGAGAUCGACCAGUCUUCCUACUCCCACCAUGCGGACAACGACGUUGGUGUCGCUGUUAUUGAUCGCUGGACAUAUUAUGUUCUCGAGUUCCUCGAGACGCAAGUGACAAGCGUCACUUCCAAACUCAACUUAGGUGAUCUGUUCGAUUCCUACGAUGAGUCGAAGAUUCACUCUCAGCCAGGUGUCCGAUGGGACUUGUUCCCUGGAGGCGAGCAGGAAGGUCGUCUGCGCACUGUGGUGGACUUCUUUGGAAAUGUUCAGAAUGUCGAGGUUGAGAAUGCGAAUGCGACUGAGCCUGGUUCUCUCAAGGAGGAUUUGGCUGAGAUCGCGCGACUUGUGGAGAGGUGGCAGAAGCGCGACGAAGAAUACUCCGCCAUCCUCGGGGGUUCCUCCCGGAAUAUCACCGGUGACACUCGUUCAUCAUCUGUACAUCUGAAAUCAAAGACUACUGUUGGGCCGACCAAAAUGGCCGAGGAAAGCAGCUGGGGCAAGCGACUAGUUGGCAUCUCUGUCGUUGGGGCAUGCACUGCUGUCUGGGUUGCUGGGUCAAUUUUGGGCCGCUCGUCUAUUUAA